AUGACUACACUUAUACCUCGGGAGAAAUACACUGCUGACGAGCUCUCUCGUCUUUACCCAAAGGAGCUGGCGUUACAGCAGGUCCAAGUCGCUGGACUUUCGGCUAACUGGCCGUAUUGCAAUGCCGCACAGCAUCUUCGUAGUGUGAUCAUGUCAGCGAACGACUCAUGGGACGAGCUGGCCUAUAGACGAAGACUCGAAACUUUCGAUGAAAAAGAUGACUCUCCUGUUCUGUCCCAAGGCCGUGCUUCCACUCUGGCUUUGGGUCAGCGUCUACGCGGCUUGUACGUGGACCAGCUUGGGUUCAUGCCUGCCGUCUUGCAAGACGCGAAUCACAUGUACCUGCGAGCCACUCCUAUUCCAAGAGCUCUUGAGUCUGUACAGCAGACCUUCUAUGGAUUGUAUCCUCCUUCGUCUAGAGCUGCAGACUUCGUUCCGCCGACCAUCGUUCAGCGUCAACCUAGCCAUGAGACGCUCUUCCCUAACGAGGGUGCUUGUCGGCGUUUUGCCCAACUUAGUCAAGCCUUUGCUCAAAGAACUUCAGAUCGCUGGAAUGACUCGCAAGACAUGGCAUAUCUCAACAAGAUGAUCGGGAAAUGGAUGCCUGAAGAUUCACCUACCGUCAAGGUUGAUGGUCACCCAAGACUGAGUGGUAUCAUGGACACUGUCAAUUCGACUCUCGCUCAUCCCCAGGAAACCCGCUUACCGAAGGAGUUCUAUGACACCAAGGGCAGAGCGAUCAUCGACAAGAUCGGUAUCGGUGGACUAAUGGGCGAUGUUGUAAGUCGCAUGGUCGAAAGAACCAGAGCACCAACCACCAGCAACAGAGAUAUUCAAAUGGCACUGUCUGGUUGCCACGACACCACUUUAGCUGCUGUGCUCAGCAGCAUGGGCGCCUUCCAAGGCGAGCCUUGGCCUCCCUACACUAGCCAUGUGGCUAUUGAGUUGUUCAAGGAUCGUACGGCCUCCACGGCUGCCCAGCCUGCAAUCACCACGGGUAGUUGGUGGAGCUCGCUAUUUCCCGCCAAGAGCAUGUUGACUCCGGAUGCCUCUCCUCGCACACCCUUGUCAAACCUAUCCGAAUUCGACAAGCAAAAGCUGGACGGCUAUUACGUUCGGCUUCGCUACAAUGACCGCCCCAUGAAGGUUCCUGGGUGCAGACCAGCUGGAAAGCAUUAUGGCGAUGACGAGAGCUUGUGUACUCUCGAAGCCUUCAAGGGCAUCGUGGAUAAGUUCACACCCAAGAACUGGAAGCAGGCUUGUGGUGCCCGCCUGGGAGAGAAUGCGUUCCCCGAAAACAUCGAGCCUGCUGGUGUAUAA
Messenger RNA from Aureobasidium vineae, 1320 nucleotides. The record is from the annotation of a GenBank genome assembly. NCBI's taxonomy places the organism in Eukaryota, Fungi, Ascomycota, Dothideomycetes, Dothideales, Saccotheciaceae.